AUGGUUGAUGACCCUGUAACGAAGGCCUUGAAUGUAACGAGGGCUUUAGGAAUUCCAGAUGAAGAGGUGAAACCAAUUUUGAAGAAUCUGUUGAGAGUAUAUGAUAAAAAUUGGACACUCAUUGAAGAAGGCAACUACAGAACCCUUCUUGAUGCAUAUUUUGAUCACAAGGAAACUAUGGGAAAGGAGGAUAAAAGUAGACGCUAUGAAGGGCAUGAUGAGUCUGGAAGACCGGUUAAAAGACAGAAUUUGGCCGGAAAAGAAGUACGUGCUUCUCCUACGUUGGCCGACCCGAGCGAAGAGUCGGAUUCAGAAGUUAGGGUACUCCCCUUAACGACUCCGAGGCAAGGAAUCAUGAAGUCUUCUAAACCAUGUUCAAGCGGUAGUAGAUUAGAAUCUAAAGCUCUAGUGCUCCGAGGAGAUAAAAAAACGAAGUCUUUGAGAGAAUUACCUGCCGGACCAAUGAAUGAGCCUAGUGUACCAAGUGAAGUUCACAAGAAAGGGUUGACAAAGUUAAGCAGCAGUGAGAAGCAGGUUAACGACUUGGCACUUUCUAAAAAACCCGUUUUAGCGGUCCAUCCAGUGGGGGAAUUUGCUAGUAGAUGCAUUAGAAAUGGUAACUCCAGUACUCAAGAAAGCUUACAUGUCCAUGACAUUGCACUUCCCUUUGCAUUUGUUUCGAGUAUUGGUAACCAAGUUAUAACUCACUUUCUUGCUUUGUCUUUUUUAGUUAGUCCUGGUCUGUCUAAAAGUUUGACGUCUAAGAAGAGCAAAGAUGAUUCUUCUGCAAGCAAUCACAGCAGAAUCAUUAAGACUACCUUAAAUAUUGCUUCUUCAUCUAUGGGAGAAGUGAAAAUCUUGUUGGACUGGGAUUCUGCUCUUGGACAGCCAAACUUUCAGAAGCCAAAAUUCGGUGAAGUUCUGAAAUUCGUAGAGAAUAAAUAUGUCAGAUCAUACAACAUAGUAGGUGACCAGUUUUCAGUGAAGAAGCUAUUGAAAGAUUUGUGUGAAAGUUAUUUGAAGAUGGGUACCAACUCUACUGAUAGAUCUUUCGCAAUUAACCAUCCUUCUGAAGUGAUUAAAGAAACCGGUGAUGGCCAUGCCCUUCAUGUUGCAGAACAAAAGAAGCGACCUCUUAACAUUGGUUUUGGUGCAACAGGCAUAAAAGGCAAAGGGUCAAGUAGUUCUGAGUAUACAGAUUCACAUACUGUUACUUAUGAUGAGAAAAGGCCAUUCAAUUUUCUCAAUGACAUUACAAAAGGGACAGAAAAGGUGAAAAUAUCAUUAGUAGAUGAUAUUGGCAAUGAAACUCUUCCAAAGUUUAAUUACAUUCCCCAGAAUGUAAUAUAUCAAAAUGCUAAUAUAAAUAUUUCUCUAGCCCGGAUUGUGGAUGACGACUGCUGCUCAAGUUGUUCCGGAGAUUGUCUUUCAUCAUCAAUAACUUGUGCCUGUGCCUGUGAAACUGGCGGAGAGUUUGCCUACACACCACAAGGCCUUUUAAAAGAAGAUUUUUUAAGAGCUUGCAUGGCUAUUAAAUAUGAGCCGCAGCAGGACCAUUUUGUUUACUGUAAAGACUGCCCACUUGAGAAGGCUAAGAAUGACGGCUCUCCAGAGCAAUGCAAGGGACACCUGAUCAGGAAGUUUAUUAAAGAAUGCUGGAGAAAAUGUGGAUGUGACAUGCAAUGUGGAAACAGAGUAGUCCAACGGGGCAUUUCAUGCAAAUUGCAGGUGUUCUUGACUCGUGAAAGAAAAGGCUGGGGUCUAAGACCACUUGAGGCCUUGCCUAAGGGAACAUUCGUAUGUGAAUACGUAGGAGAAGUAUUAACCAAUACGGAGUUGUACGACCGCAAUAUGGGAAUAAGCAAAGAGAGGCAUACGUAUCCAGUAACACUGGAUGCAGAUUGGAGCUCUGAAGGAAUUUUAAGGGAUGAGGAGGCACUUUGUUUGGAUGCCACAUUUAAUGGAAAUGUAGCCAGAUUUAUAAACCAUAGAUGCUUUGAUGCAAACUUGGUUGAUAUUCCUGUGGAAGUGGAGACACCUGAUCGCCAUUAUUACCAUCUUGCCUUUUUUACCGCUAGGGAAGUGGCUGCUUUGGAGGAACUGACAUGGGACUAUGGAAUUGACUUUGAUGACAUAGAUCAUCCUAUAGAAGCAUUUAGUUGUUCUUGCGGAAGUGAAAUGUGCCGAGAUAAAAAAACUAAAAAGGACUUAGGACUACGGUUACCUCAGACCCAAUUGAUUCUGUGA
Morus notabilis is the source of this 2247-nucleotide messenger RNA. RefSeq names its product probable inactive histone-lysine N-methyltransferase SUVR2. Gene Ontology annotation, molecular function: histone methyltransferase activity; protein binding; zinc ion binding. Lineage: Eukaryota; Viridiplantae; Streptophyta; Magnoliopsida; Rosales; Moraceae. The record is from RefSeq and is a predicted model, not a curated record. The coding region runs from base 1 to 2247 and encodes 748 amino acids. The transcript is spliced from 8 exons. Gene Ontology annotation, cellular component: nucleus.